AUGAUUGAUAUGUCAGGUUACUCUAAGAUCAGUGAUAGCGGGGUCCUCAUCGAAUGCGGCGGGGUAGAAGAUUCCGUUGCAUUGAUGAAUAGACGGACCAUCACAUCCCGGUCAUGGUACAAGUUGACCACAAGAUGCAAAAGCCAUUGUUAUAGUUACAUGUUUUCCUCAAUUUUCCGAGUUUCUUUCCCAAAAUUUGUCCGCACCUAUAGCCGGAAGAGGAUGAGUGACACAACCAGCUUUUUGGACCGCCUUGCGGCUCUCGACACCAAUACAGUAUCCGAUGCAUUAGAUGUCCUCCACCUUCGUGGAGCCACAUACGGUCUCCGGCCUCUCUGGAACUGUCCGAAAAUUGUCGGCCGCGCUAGCACGGUCGAAGUAGGCCCGAGGAUCGGGACAGCCCCAACACCUCAUCCUUUUGCUCCUACUAUCGAUGCAGUAAGCAGUGAUGACCGGAUCCUUGUCAUUGCCGGCGGGCUGGAGGGUGUCUCCUGCUGGGGUGAUAUCAUUGCAAACGCCGCAAAGGCCAAGGGAAUCCGGGGUACCGUAAUCGAUGGAGUAUGCAGAGAUAUCGACGGUAGCGUCGAGGUCCAGUAUCCACUCUACGGACGUGCUGUUACGAUGAUCAGUGGCCGGAGUCGCAUAGUCUCUGUCAGCGCCGGAAAGCCAGUGCGUGUCUGCGGCGGUGUGACAGUCGAGCAGGAUGACUAUGUUAUCGCGGACGCGUGCGGUACUGUCUUCGUCCCUGCAGCACAUAUCUCGAUCGUCCUCACCCUUGCGGAGCAGAUCAACAACCGCGAAAACCAGAUGGUUGAGGCAGUACGCUCCGGGCAGACGGUGUCGGCGGUCAUGCGCGACUCGCGCUUCGAGCAACUCCGGCAAGAGACCGUGUCUGCUGCCGCUGCUGCCAGCCCGCUAUCGCAAGAGAAUCCCCGGAAGGCGAGUGCGGAGGAUCAGGAGUUGGUUGGACUUUUGAGGGGUUUGGACUCGCCAGCAGUCUCGGACGCACUAGAUUCCUUGGGAAUCGCAGGACAGGCCUGGGGUAUUCAGCCAUUGUCUUCUUCGGGUUCGAGUAACCGGCGUGUUACUGUUGGUCCGGCAUUUACCGUCCGUUAUGUCCCUGCGAGCGACCCGCCUGGCAGUGUAGGGGAUUUCCUGGAUGAUGUGGCGGUUGGAGAUGUGGUUGUUAUUGAUAACAGUAGCCGCACAGACUGUACAGUCUGGGGCGAUAUAAUGACUCACUAUGCCGCGCUGCGGGGGGUUGCGGGCACGGUGAUCGAUGGAGUGUGUCGCGACGUGGAUCUGGCCCUUGAGGAGGGAUACCCAUUAUACACUGCAGGACGAUGGAUGCGUACAGGAAAAGAUCGGGUCCAGGUCGGGGAGGUCAACGGGCCUGUUGGUAUUGGGAAGGUCCGGGUAGAGUACCGGGACAUCGUUGUCGCUGACUCCAAUGGCGUCGUGAUCAUUCCUCGGAAUCGCGUGCGUGAAGUAGCGGAGCUCGCCCGCAAGAUCUCGGAGAGUGAAGCCCAGAUCCGUGAGUUGUUGACGAAGAGGGGGGCUACGCUUGCAGAAACACGCCGACAACUCGGAUACCACACACUGCAACGGAGAAAAGGAAUAGAAAGAAUACCCUAG
Molecule: messenger RNA, 1635 nt
Organism: Aspergillus neoniger CBS 115656
Lineage: Eukaryota; Fungi; Ascomycota; Eurotiomycetes; Eurotiales; Aspergillaceae
Product: RraA family protein
Exons: 2
Coding region: 1-1635 (544 amino acids)
Source: RefSeq, a predicted model, not a curated record